CAUUUUGUAUGUAUUUAUAUAGUGUACGGUAAAAGUUAAUAAUAUUGGUUAUCAACUAAACAAAAAAAAGUGUUUUACCACACAAUAUGCAAUCAAAUUGUUUGGACACCAGUAAUAACCAGUGAAUAAUAAUAACCGAUAAUAAUGUCAAGUCUUAGCGGUGGCAGCAGUCGUAUGAGCGGCGAUGAUAUACCGCCUAAAUAUCGUCUAAAAACAUCGUAUACCCUACUGGCCUCCGGUUAUGUAGCAUUGGCCGCAUUGGUCACCCUAAUCAUAUCGUUUGCCAGUCCCUAUUGGCUAUCAUCUCAUAGAUAUACGUACAAAAAUUUUGUUAGACUCGGUCUCUGGGAUUUUUGUUUCGACCAUUACAGGCACCCACCCUAUCAAUAUGAUGAACUAUUCAAUGGUUGUCACUGGAUCUAUAGCUCCAAGUACCAGAACAUUAGAGAUUGGCUACAACCGGGUUGGUUUAUGUUUGUCCAGGGAAUGCUAUGCAUAUCAUUGAUAUUUUCGGUACUAUCGCUGGCCUUAAUCAGUGUAACUAUAAUGCAUUUUCUUAACCGGUAUGUCGUAGCCGUAAUCGGGUCGGCAUUUUUGAUGCAAGUUUGCGCCGCAAUACCCUUAUUCCUGGGUUGGCUAGUAUUCUGUAUAAUGCAUUCCGACCGAUCGUGGCUUAUGUAUCCCAUGUAUAACCAUCUGGAUUGGGCCUUCUAUGUAUGCAUACUGUCCAAUGUGUUGCACCUGUUAGCCGGCCUAAUGCUAUUGUAUGAAACAUUUAAGACCCGACAGCGCAAACAAAAGUUGACAAACUUGGUCUACAAUAUGCAGCCCAGACAACCCAAUAGUGAUGCCUACGAUUCAACAAUGCCUUUGAAAAAGUCAAAGUCAUCACCCAUUGAAAGACAUACACACUUUUCGCAAGUUUAACACAUAAUAAUAAUAAUAAUAACCACAAAAUAAUUAAUUAAUUAAUUAAUUAAUAAUAUUA
Oppia nitens is the source of this 988-nucleotide messenger RNA. RefSeq lists its product as uncharacterized. The coding region runs from base 145 to 927 and encodes 260 amino acids. The transcript has 7 exons. Gene Ontology annotation, cellular component: septate junction; membrane. Gene Ontology annotation, biological process: septate junction assembly; regulation of tube size, open tracheal system. NCBI's taxonomy places the organism in Eukaryota, Metazoa, Arthropoda, Arachnida, Sarcoptiformes, Oppiidae. The record is from RefSeq and is a predicted model, not a curated record.